Molecule: messenger RNA, 8557 nt
Organism: Camelus dromedarius (Arabian camel)
Lineage: Eukaryota; Metazoa; Chordata; Mammalia; Artiodactyla; Camelidae
Product: protocadherin beta-15-like
Exons: 1
Coding region: 228-2630 (800 amino acids)
Biological process (GO): homophilic cell-cell adhesion
Cellular component (GO): plasma membrane
Molecular function (GO): calcium ion binding
Source: RefSeq, a predicted model, not a curated record
AAAAAAAAAAAAAAAAAGACCCAGGAAAUGCUACGAGCUCAACUUCACUUCUCCAGAGGAAGAGAAAAGCCUUAAGCAAAGCUCAGGACCAGUAAGUCUGCAGAGAACGCUACUCACCGACAUUUCUGGACAGGUUGCCAACUUGGAGAUCCAUCAUUGUCUCAGUCCCAUCGCUCCCUAAGGUAGAGCUGGGCCCUGUUCCUGGAAAGGCGUUUGUGGGAGUUAACAUGGAGGCUGGAGGGGAGCGCUUUCCUAAACAAAGGCAAGUCCUGAUUCUCUUUAUCUUGCUGGGAGUGGCUUUUGCAGGCUGGGAAUCCCGUCGCUAUUCCGUGAUGGAGGAAACAAUGAGCGGAACGUUGGUGGCCAACCUGGCCAAGGACCUGGGGCUGGGAGUGGGGGAACUAGCUGCGCGGGAAGCCCGGGUGGUCUCUGAGGAUAACGAACCCCGGGUGCAGCUUGAUCUGCAGACUGGGGAGUUGAUAUUAAAUGAGAAACUGGACCGGGAGGAGAUGUGCGGCCCCACAGAUCCAUGUGUAAUGCGUUUCCAAGUGUUACUGAAAAAACCAUUGGGAGUAUUUCGAGCUGAGCUAGUGGUGAGAGACAUAAAUGAUCAUUCUCCUGAGUUCCCUGAAAGAGAAAUGACGCUGAAAAUCCUAGAGACCAGCCCUCCUGGGACCGUGUUUCCUCUGAAAACAGCUCAGGAUUUGGACGUGGGCAACAACAACAUCCAAAACUAUAAUAUUAGUCCCAACUCUCAUUUCCACGUUUCCACCCGCAGCUGGGGGGACGGCAGGAAAUACCCAGAACUGGUGCUGUACAAAGAGUUGGAUCGCGAGGAGCAGGCCGAGCUCAGAUUAACCCUCACAGCGCUGGAUGGCGGCUCUCCGCCCAGGUCUGGUACCACCCAGGUCCGCAUCUUGGUCUUGGACGUCAAUGACAAUGCCCCUGAGUUUGCACAGACGCACUACCAGGUGCAGGUCCCAGAAAACAGCCCUGUAGGCGCCCUAAUUGUCAAGGUCUCAGCUAGAGAUUUAGACACAGGGACAAGUGGAGAGAUAUCGUAUUCCUUUUUUUAUAGUUCUCAAGAGAUAAGCACAACUUUUGAGCUAAGCAGCAUUUCGGGAGAAGUUCGACUAAUUAAAAAACUAGAUUUUGAAACAAUAUCCUCAUAUGAACUGUAUAUAGAUGCAUCUGAUGGUGGGGGACUAUCUGGAAAGUGUUCUGUCUCCAUUGAGGUACUAGAUGUUAACGACAACUCCCCAGAAUUAAUUAUUUCAUCACUUACCAGCCCCAUUCCUGAAAAUUCCCCUGAGACAGAAGUGGCCCUGUUUAGGAUUCGAGACCGAGACUCAGGGGACAAUGGAAGGAUGACUUGUUCCAUCCAGGAUGAGCUCCCCUUCCUCCUGAAACCAUCUGCAGAGAAUUUCUAUACCCUGGUAACAAAUGGGGAGCUGGACAGAGAGAUCAAAGCCGAAUAUAAUAUCACCAUCACCGUCACAGAUCUGGGGACACCAAGGCUGAAGACUGAGCACAACAUAACCGUGCUGGUGUCUGACGUCAACGACAACGCCCCCGCCUUCACCCAGGCCUCCUACACCCUGCGGGUCCGCGAGAACAACAGCCCCGCCCUGCACAUCGGCACCGUCAGCGCCACAGACACAGACGCCGGCGCCAACGCCCAGGUCACCUACUCGCUGCUGCCGCCCGCCGACCCGCACGUGCCCCUGGCCUCCCUCGUGUCCAUCAACGCCGACAACGGCCACCUGUUCGCCCUGCGGUCCCUGGACUACGAGGCCCUGCGCGCCUUCGAGUUCCGCGUGGGCGCCGCCGACCGCGGCUCGCCGCCGCUGAGCAGCCAGGCGCUGGUGCGCGUGCUCGUGGAGGACGACAACGACAACGCGCCCUUCGUGCUGUACCCGCUGCAGAACACCUCGGCGCCCUGCACCGAGCUGCUGCCCAGGGCGGCCGAGCCGGGCUACCUGGUGACCAAGGUGGUGGCGGUGGACGGCGACGCGGGCCAGAACGCCUGGCUGUCGUACCAGCUGCUCAAGGCCACGGAGCCCGGGCUGUUCGGCGUGUGGGCGCACAACGGCGAGGUGCGCACGGCCAGGCCGCUGAGCGAGCGCGACGCGGCCAGGCACAGGCUGCUGGUGCUGGUCAAGGACAAUGGCGAGCCGCCGCUGUCGGCCAGCGUCACGCUGCACGUGCUGCUGGUGGACGGCUUCUCGCAGCCCCACCUGCCGCCCCCGGAAGCGGAAGCGGAAGCGGAGGCGGCGGCCGCGGCGCCGGCCGACCCGCUCACCGUCUACCUGGUGGUGGCCUUGGCGUCCGUGUCGUCGCUCUUCCUCUUCUCGGUGCUGGUGUUCGUGGCGGUGCGGCUGUGCGGGCGGGGCGGGGCUGCGCGGGCGGGUCGCUGCUCGGUGCCCGAGGGCCCCUUCCCGGGCCACCUGGUGGACGUCAGCGGCACCGGCACCCUGUCCCACAGCUACCAGUACGAGGUGUGUCUGACGGGAGAUUCCGGGAGUAAUGAGUUCAAAUUCUUGAAGCCUGUCUUACCCAAUAUUCUAGGUCAGGACGUUGGGAGGAAGCUGGACGUAAAGCCAACUUUCCAGAGUAGUUUAGGUAUAUGAAACUUCCCCACUGUAUACAUUAGCUUUGUCUCCUUCACCUUUCCCUUUCUUUUUUUCAGCCUGUAGUAAUCUUUAAUUCUUAUUUUCGUUCUUCUCUAGUAUUUUCCUUAGUAAAGUUACUCAUUGUUUUGUUGGCCUUGUUGCUGUGUAAUUUUUUUCCAAUUAUUGUGUUAGUAAAAAAUUUUACAUCAGGAAAUUUCGUAUUCCUGAUUAAGGUUUAGUACUCAUUCCUAAAGGAUAACAUGAAAGUUAACCUCUCAGUAUAAACAUAAUUUUACUUUUAAAAGUAAUUUCUCACUAUAUGACACCACCUAAUAAUGUCUGAUUCCUUGUUAGUUUUUAUUAUCUACGCAGCUAUGACUUUUCUAUAACCUCUUUUCUCUUUGGGGGUGGAAUCAAUUUAUGUUUACCUAUAUCCAGUUUCUUCUAAGCUUUGUUUGGAUUUUUGUUUUACUGUUAGGCAGCAACAUGUAUAAUUCUGUGCUGCUUAUUUCAAAAUUAAGCUUGUAAAUCAUUAGACUUUUGCUCUAAAAUACAUAUGCCAUCUCAUGAAAAUAUAACUGUCAUCUGUUCUUUCUUAUCUAAGUUAAUGUUGAAAAGACUUAUGGGUUCUUCCUUAUAUCGUAACUUAUGAAGUUAUGAUCCUGUUAAGAGUUCUAGACAGAUUUAAUGAUACUCAGAUUGACUGUGUCUAAGGUGUUUUUAUAUACUCUAAAGGACCAAGUAAUAUGUUGCCUGCAAUGUCCCUUGCUAUAUUGCAGAUAGAUUCUCAAGCAGGUUCCAAAUUCUGGGCCUAGAGGAGCUUUUGAUGACACAGCAUGCCAAUCUAUUUGCCUAUGGGUGACAUUGUUCUGGUUGAUAACGAAUUUGAAAGAAAAUACAUUGUAGAAUUAAUACUAACUAAAGAAAACUUAUUAAAGGAUAUGUUGGUGAAGGGAUUGAAUACUUGAAGAAGUAAUCAGCUCUGUUGUCUGGACUCGUCUAUCUCCAGGAGCCUCAUAACUUUGCGGAUACUAUAGAAUGCUGUGGUAGGCAGAGCAAUUGCCCCCUAAAGACAUCAGCAUCCUAAUCUCUGGAACCUGUGAAUAUGCCAUGUUGUAUUGCAAAUGGGAGUUAAGGUUCAGAGGAAUUAAGGUUGCUAAUCAGCUAGUCUUAAACUAGAGAGAAUAUCGUAGGUGAUCCGGGUGGGCCUUGUUGAAAGGCCUUAAAAACGGAACUGACUCUUCCCUGAGAUGAAUAAAUUCCAACUAUGGGCAGCAGCUUCGGCUCAUGCCUCAGACUUCCAGUUGGCCCUUUCUAAUUGCCUGCUCUACAGAUUUCGGACUUAGCCAGCCAGCUCCCACAACCUUGUAAGUCACUUUCUUGCAAUAAAUCUCUUCAUAUAUUUAUCUCCUGCUGACUGAUUGAACCCUGACUGAUACAGAUUUUGGUACCUGGAAUUGGAGUGCUUCUGUAACAAAUAACUAAAAAUGUCAAAAUUGCUCUGAAAGUGGGUAGUAGGCAUAGACUGGAAGAAUUCUGAAGAGCAUGUUACAAAAAGCAUUGAUUGCUUUGGACCCACAGUUGAAAUACAGAUGUUAGCAACUCUCUAGUGAAGACUCAGAAGGAAGUAAGGAGCAUGGUAGAGAAAAUAUAUUGCCUUAUAGAAUACCUGAAUCAAAGCGUAAAGAGACUUAGCAGAAAAAUGGAUGUUAAAGUCACUGCUGAUGAGGGCUCCGAAAGAAAUGAGGAAAAUGUUAUUAGAAACUGAAGGAAAGGGAAUCUUUGCUAUAUAAUGGUAGAAAAUUUAGCUGAAUUGUGUCCUGCAGGGGAAAUAAGGGGUGGGGAAGGACUUGUAAACAAUGAACUUGGAUAUUUAGCUGAGGAGAUUUCCAGGCAUGGGUUGAAGUGCAGCCUGGUUUCUUGCUGCCUAUAGUAGAAUGUGAAAGGAAUGAGAUAGACUGUUAAGCAAGAAGGAACCAGAAUAUGAUGAUUUGAGAAAUUCUAAGCUUAAUUAGGUUAUAAAAGAUGCUAAAAUUAGGAGAUUUACUAUUAGGAAAGCAUAUUCUUUUUCUUGAGAAAAAGCCAAGGGUGUCUCAGGUGUACACCAUUUGUAUUAGGCAUACACACUGAGUAGUUGAUACUGUAAUGAGAUGAGAUCUUUGGGAUUUUAUAUAUAUAUAAUAUAUAUAUAAUAUAUAAUAUAUAAUUAUAUUAUAAAAUAAUAUAUAUAAGUAGCAGGGCCAUAUAUAUACUAUAUAUAAAAUGUGGAAUGGAUGUGGAUCUUUGGGGACCAUAGAGUGGACUGUGAUAGGGAAAAUAAUAGCCCCAUAAAGUAUGUCCUAAUCUCUGGACCUGUGAAUAUCUUAUAGUAUGUGACAAAGGGGAAUUAAAGUUGCAGAUGGAAUUAAGGUUGAUAAUUAGCUGAUUUAAGAUAAGAUUACCCUAGAUUAUCCAGGUGGGUCCAGUGUAAUUGCAAGAGUCUUUAAUAAGAAGUAGAAGUGGGAAGCAGAAAAGAGUCAGUGUGGGAGUGAUGUUAAAGACUGAACCAGCCAUUACUGAGUCUGAAGAUGGAAGGGAGCCACAAGUGAGGGAAAGCAGGCAGCCUCCAGAAGCUACAAAAGGCAAGAAAAUGUAUUCUUUCUUAAAGCCUCCAGAAAGGAAUGUAGCUCUACCUUAACUUUAGCCCAGUUUAACUUUUGACCUCCAGAACAGUAAGAUAAUAAAUUUGUGUUUUUAAGCCACUAAGUUUGUAGUAAUUUGUUACAGCAGCAAUAGGACAUGAAUACAAAUGACUAUCAACAAAACCAUCUCCUGACCAGUUUUUCUUUGCCUUCCCCUACACUAGGCCAAAAUAUUCAUAAUCCUGUAGCCCCUUGCAGGUAGGAAUGUCAUAUGACUCUGUUAUUGCUAGUGAUGUGAAAGUGCAGACAGGAACUGGGCUUAAGGGAAAUAUUUUUGGAAGGGCUAGUCUGGGGUAGCAUGUUCCUUAGGACUUUUGCCCAUUUUUCUUUUUCUUAAUUGGCAUGGAUAUUGCAAGUAAGCCUAGAAUUGAAGCAGCCAACUUGCAACCAUGAGAUGAAUAUCAUAAAACAAAGGUCUGUAUACUAAUUAUGAUAAUAUGGAAAGCCCUUGGACUUCUUGUAGCAUUGUUAAGCUGCUGCAGCAUCUCUACACCACCUUCUCCCAGGCUUUAUGUUGCAUUUUAUAAACUGCUAUGUCAUUAGACAGCUAUAGUCAGGUUUUCUGUUGACUACAGAUAAAUGCAUUCCAAACUGACACAUCUCUCCUCUUCAUGAGUAAGGUUGAUUUAUACAGUUGUCUGACAAGGUCCCAGAUUUUCUAUUUAAGGUGUAUGAGAUGCUUGUCAGAAAAGUAGUUUUGCUUUCCCUUAGCUGUUAUCAAGGGAUGGUUCUCUGAGUUACUGUGGCUGACCUUCUGUCUUCAUUCAGUCAUCUCUCAAUUUGGCUAAUACAAAUAUACACAAAUAAUUGAACUUUCAAAGAAACCUUCUUGGCUAGUAGCAACCCAAAAAGUUGAGUUUUGGAGAAUAGAAUGAGAAAGUGAGCUGAUAAAUGCUAGCUAUACUUUUAAACCUGCACUAGUGGUGUUCUGACCAGCAAUGCAGCAAUCCAGAACACUGGUUUCCCUCUCAGGCAGGGAAGUAGCAGGGCCAAAAUUUUUACUUAGUAAAAUAAAUUGACUAUGAGUCCUAAAAAUCUUUGAGAGGAGAUCAGCAAUCUACAUGUUUUGGUAGAAAAUGCCUGGUGGAAGGAAUAGAAAUUCCUAACAGCCUUUUCAAUAUACAGAGAGAUGUGUUUUGAGACCCCACUGUGUCAGUAGCCAUUACUCCUCUCCAGUCUGACUUUACAAAUACUUCAUUGGUGUGUGUAGAAUUUAAAGGCAUCUCCAAAGGCUUACUACUUAUACCUUUCUUGGAUUCAUCUGGAAUACCUUGAAAAGAGCAUUACUUCCAGUUAUAUGAAAAAUCAAUAAAAAAACCUUAUGAUACAUGAAUGGUAAUGCCUCAAGAAAUUUUAGAACUCCUCAGCUGCACUCAGUGUUUGUGUAUUUGUGUGUAUAUGUGUGUGCAUUUGAGCAUGUCGGGGUGUGGCGUGGUGGAGAAGGUAGCUCUAGUAGAUGGUGGAGGUGCACGCAUGCACAGAUAUAUAACAGAAUAACAUUGGUUUUCCAUACCUUUUUCACAUUGUAAAGAUAGUUCUCAUUUAAUGCAUAAGUGUGUGUAAUAAAAUUGCCAUUAGUAACAUAUUCUAAAGUAGAUUGUGUUUGCAAACUAAACAUAAUUUUCUCUGUGUAAAUUUUCUCUGUGUAAAUUUAACAAUGCCAGCAUUUGUGGAUCAAGAAGUUUGGUAGCCCUCUUGACUUUGAAGGAGCAGCCCAAAGAGGGAACUGUAAAGCAGAUACAGUCAUUUUUUUCCCCAGUGACCUCAGGAAACAAUAAAGUUGACAUCAAGAUGUAACAGGGUUGUAAUUAGGGUGAGGCCAAGUUGUACAAGUGUGGAAUUGGAUCAUGUUUUUAUUUAAAAUUUUGAUAUUUUGUUCAUCAUUAAUUAUUUCAUGAAGUAUGAUUUUUUAGACUAUUGCAUUAAAUGAUAUCUAUCUUUACUAUUAAGUUUUUGGGUGACAUAUUAAUUUUGCUUCUGAGACACAUGCCUUACCCUGGUCCUGGUCCUGUUGGUAGUUUCUAACUUGUAAGUUCAAGUGGGGAUCAUAGCAGUAGUGAUGGUGUUCACAGCUGAAAUCUGAGUGGUGAGAUCUGAAUCAGGUCCCUCUUCAUUUCCAACAUGAGACAGCAGAAGCAGCAGCAAUAGAAGAAUACAAAAAUCCAAGGAGAUCCGAGAAACUGGAGUCCUGCAGGCUGGGGAUGGAAGGGCACCUGUGUGGCUGUGAUUCCUCAGGCAAGCUAUUUAUAUGUUUUUCUCCCAGGCGACAUACAGCAGUGUGAAAAAUGUCUGUUCAGUAGAUUCAAUUUGUUGCUACGUUGUUGAGAACUUUUGCCUCUAUGUUCAUGAGGGAUAUUGGUCUCUAUAUUUUUUCAUUUUAUUCCCUUGUCAGGUUUGGUUUCAUGGUUACACUGGUCUCAUAGAUUGAGUCAACAAUUAUUUAUUCCACCUCUCUUUUAUGAAAGAGUUUGUGUAUAAUAUUUAUUAUUUCUUCUUUGUGUAUAUGAUAGAAACUGCCACAGAAGCCAUCAGUGGCUAACAUUCUCUUUGUGGGGAAAUUUUGAAUUGCAGAUUCAAUUUCUGGAAUAGGUAUGCUGCAGUUCCAGUGUUCUGUUUCUUCUUGUGCCAAUUGGUAACGUGUUUUUUUUUUUAACAUUUUGUCCAUUUUAUCUAAGAUGUUAAUAUUUUGGCUUGAAGUUAUUGAUACUAUUCCUUUAUUAUCUUUUCAAUAUAUUUAAGGUCUAUAGUGGUGCCCCUCUUUCUGAAUAUUAGUAAGUAUGUCUUCUCUCCUUUUAUUUUAUCAGUAGUGCUGUGAGUAUAUCAAUUUUACUAAUCUUUAAAAAAAAACCAAUUCUUGUCUUUGUUAUUUUCCUAUUACUUUCUCUUUUCUGUUUCAUUGAUUUCCACGCAUAUGUUAUUUCUUUUCCUAUACCUACUUAAGCUGUACUUCAUGAAUUUUGAUACAUGGUGAUUUUAUUACCAUUGCUUGACUUUAUCUGUAAUUUCCCUGUUGAUUUCUCAUUUGACCCAUUGCUUAGCUAGAAGUGUUGCUCAAUUUCCAAAUAUCCAGGGCUAUCAUUUGUUUUGGUCUGAGAACAUAUUCUGUUCAAUUUCAAUCCUUUAAAAUUUAUUGAGUUUUGUUGUUUUGUUGUUAUUAUCCAACAUAUGGGUUAUCCUGAUGAGCUCAUGUGUGCUUGAAAUAAAUAUGUGUUGUACGGUUGUGUAUAGUGUUCUAUAAAUAUCAAUUAAACUGAAUUGCUUUGA